AUGGAAUCCUCAUUCAUAGUCAAGCCUCGUCCCAAGCGAUCAGUCCUACCAGCGCACAAAAAGAAGAGAAAGUUCGACCACAAGAUUGAAGAAAUCAAUUUCGAUUUAAGUGCUCGCGAAGAUUAUUUAACUGGAUUUCACAAACGAAAGGUUCAGAGAGCGAAGAAGGCUCAAGAGGAGGCAGAGAAGAAGGCUAGAGAAGAGAGAAUUGUUAUGAGGAAACAGUUACGAGAAGAACGAAGAGCAGAGUUAAAUGAGCAUGUUAAAGCCGUGAAUGCGUUAUUAGAGGAUGUGGAGGAGAGAUUUGAUGGCGGAGACGGGGAUGAGUGGGGAGGGAUAGAGGAAGAAGAAGCCGAGGAGGAAGCGCCAGAGUUGGUAGAUCACGAAGAGGAAUACAUCGAUGAAGAUAAAUACACAACGGUCACAGUCGAAGGAAUAGAAAUAUCGAAAGAUGGAAUCAAGAGAACUGCGGAUGAAGAGGAUAGCGAUGAUGGUAUACACGAGGCAAAGGGGAAGGUCAUAAAAGAAGAAGAGAAGGUCAAGAAAGUUUGGCCCAAGAAACCACGGAAGAAGAAGUUUACAUAUGAGACCAAGGCGGAAAGGAAAAUGACGAGACAAAAACAAAAGUCUGGGAGUAGAGCAGCAGCAGAUGCGCGACGAGGUAAUAAUUAA
This is a messenger RNA of Botrytis byssoidea, 672 nucleotides long. RefSeq lists its product as uncharacterized. The transcript is spliced from 2 exons. The record is from RefSeq and is a predicted model, not a curated record. Gene Ontology annotation, cellular component: nucleolus. The coding region runs from base 1 to 672 and encodes 223 amino acids. NCBI's taxonomy places the organism in Eukaryota, Fungi, Ascomycota, Leotiomycetes, Helotiales, Sclerotiniaceae. Gene Ontology annotation, molecular function: RNA binding.